AUGUUCGAUCCAAAUUUGAUUUCGUUUUAUCUGUGUUUGGUGGCCGUACCUCAAAUUGCUUGGUGUGCCCGUGUCAACACAACAGCCUCGGGUGGGAAGGUGAUUAUUUCUGGGAAUCAUAACGAAGUCGUUGUAUCCACUGAUCGAGAUAAUAAGAUUUCGCUCGCUAAGAUAAAAAGCAGUUUGGAGUCAGUUAAGAAAUCGAACUCAGAGCUCUUCUCUCAGGUUCAGGACAUCUCUCAGAGAUUGUCGGCUCUGGAAAGUCAAGGUACAAAUUUUUGGAGUCCGUUGGCGAAUUAAUGCUUACUUAGUCAGCAAUAGCUUCCGCGUAAUAGUGUUUGUUCAAACGAAUUUUACGAUAAGACUUUUUUCUGGUCGAAUUUCAUUUUUGUGAAUUUAUCAUUCAGUUUAGAACCUGAACAGUAUAAUAAAUGUUUACAGUAUAAUUAGAGUUGAUCCGCCAUCUUGUGUGCAGUUGUCCUAUUACUAGCAGUCCGAGAACAUAACAAUUAGAAAAUAAUUAAUCACUUUCGUAUUUACAAUGUAAAACGCAUUCAUUGAAGAGUGCUUUUUGAUUUUUUGUCAAUAAGUCUCAAGCUUGUUCAUUUCAAUUGUUCUUUUAGCCACGAACAACUAUGCUUUACAAUUUACCCGCAAAGGAACAAGUGACUAUGUUAUCAAACGCGGCAUGCCAAGCCUCAAGGCAGUCACAGUUUGCCUUUGGAUGAAGUCUUCAGAUAAAGGAAAUGAAGGAACACCGUUGAGCUACACAGUCUCAAAAUCAAAAGACAAUGAAGUGCUCUUUAUGGACUACAGAAAGUUCAGGUUUUGGAUAGGAACCGAAGAAAGGUACAAAUAUCCCUAAACACAACUUUAAACAGAUAUGUAUAAUCAUUCACACAGGAAGCCAUAACUGCAUACGUCUGUAAAUACUAGGUUACUGUCGACAUACCCUUACGGUGGUCCUAUAAGAGAUACGCUUCACAAGAAAUGGCUAAAUUACGUGUAGUUUUUAAGAGUGAAUGUACUAUUAAACGACUACGGACUACAAGACAAUUAACAAUAAUAAGAGUGUAAGAGGGAGGUAAAUCAGAUUUUCAACUUCUUUAGAAAAACAGCUGUAUCCGCUAACGAUGGGCAAUGGCACCAAAUCUGCGCCACAUGGGAGAACAGUGCUGGAUCAUGGAAGAUGUAUAAAGAUGGAAAGGUGGCAGCUUCUGGAAAAGGUUUUAAGACAGGUAUGCUUGCCCUCUGUGACUAACGUGGCCCUGCACGAUUAAGAGUGGAUAGCGUUGAGCUACAUCAGUUCUGACUCUCAGAAAAAAAUCUUUAGUGUGGAAGUAAAAUUACUGUUUGUUUUCGCUCUAGUAAUACUGAAUAAAAAAAACUAAGUUAGCUGUAAGGAAAAAAAUUAAAAACCUUCUUUCUAAUAUUUAAAUUUCCAGGUCAUGUGAUUCGUGGUGGUGGGGUGCUUAUACUUGGUCAAGAACAAGAUUCACUGGGAGGAUCCUUUGACGCCAAUCAGUGCUUCAUUGGUGAAUUGACAGGUGUCAACAUCUGGAAUAAGGUGAUCAAUGAGCAACAGAUCAACCACAUGUCCAAGUCUUGUCUGAGAGGGGUGGGGAACGUAUUCCAGUGGAGUGACUUCAAGUUUCACGUGAAAGGCUCAGUGCGUUCGAUUAAACCGUCAUGUUAG
Messenger RNA from Porites evermanni, 1696 nucleotides. NCBI's taxonomy places the organism in Eukaryota, Metazoa, Cnidaria, Anthozoa, Scleractinia, Poritidae. The record is from the annotation of a GenBank genome assembly.